This is a messenger RNA of Eupeodes corollae, 1684 nucleotides long. RefSeq names its product cysteine--tRNA ligase, mitochondrial (gene CysRS-m). The transcript is spliced from 2 exons. Bases 111 to 1664 code for a protein of 517 amino acids. Gene Ontology annotation, biological process: cysteinyl-tRNA aminoacylation. NCBI's taxonomy places the organism in Eukaryota, Metazoa, Arthropoda, Insecta, Diptera, Syrphidae. The record is from RefSeq and is a predicted model, not a curated record. Gene Ontology annotation, cellular component: cytoplasm. Gene Ontology annotation, molecular function: cysteine-tRNA ligase activity; ATP binding.
CGUCAAGAUUCAAGUUGGAAAUAAAAGUUGAUUGUGGCUAAAGUGCAUUUGUUUCUCGUGUAGAAUUUAUUAUUAUUACUUAGUUUAAGUUUGUAGAAUUAAUAGGAAAAAUGUUGCGUUCCAGAAUUGGUGCUCGUCUAUCGAAAACGAUGCAAUUUUGUAAAUAUUCUCAGCAAUGGCAUCAACCCACCGGCUACGAGACUGGUAUACAAGUUUAUAACUGCAUAGCACGUUCGAAUGUGCCCCUAGUGUUGAAGAAUAAGCACAUUGCGACUUGGUACACUUGUGGUCCGACUGUUUAUGAUUCCUCUCAUCUGGGACAUGCGAGUUGUUACGUGAAACUAGAUAUUAUUCAAAGAAUUAUGCGGGAUCAUUUUAAAAUUAAUCUUGUCACUGCCAUGAACAUUACCGAUAUUGAUGAUAAAAUCAUUAAAAGGAGUCACGAAAGUGGUAGGUCAUGGCAGGAGCUAACUAAACUCUAUGAAACAGAAUUCUGGAAUGAUAUGAAGAGAUUGCAUGUUAUAGAACCAAAUGUAAAAAUCAGAGUUACAGAAAAUAUACCGCACAUAGUUGCAUUUAUUAAAAAGCUCAUCGCAAACAAAUUGGCAUACAUUGGACGAGAUAAGUCGAUUUAUUUUGAUGUUAAUUCUUAUCCUGGCUAUGGAAAGCUUCAAAGACUAAAUAUAGAACAGGUUAGUCAUGAACUUAAAGAAUCAACAAUUGAUUUCGCUCUUUGGAAAGCCCAAAAGGCAUCAAAUGAACCCUCGUGGUCAUCACCAUGGGGCGACGGUCGUCCUGGUUGGCACAUAGAGUGCAGUGCCUUGGCCAGUAUGAUCUUCGGCAAUGGGAUUGACAUUCAUGCCGGAGGUCUUGAUCUAAAAUUCCCGCAUCAUGAGAACGAGGAGGCCCAAAGUUGUGCCUUUCAUGAAACACCACAGUGGGUUAACUAUUGGUUGCACACGGGUCACUUAAGUAUUGCUGGACAGUCGGAAAAGAUGUCAAAGUCUCUCAAGAACACAAUCAGUAUCGAUGAAAUGCUUCAGUCUUAUUCUAGUGAUGAAUUUCGAAUGGCGUGUAUUCUAUCUAACUAUCGAAAUUCAGUUGAGUAUGGAGAUAAAAUGAUGAAUACCGCACAUGGCACUCUUAAGAGAUUCCACGAAUUUAAUGUGAACGUAGAGGCCUAUUUGAAAGGAAGAAAACGUGGGGCAUUGAUUGAUUCAAACGAAAUUCUUGCACUUCUAUCGAAAUCCAAGCUUCUUAUAGAUCAACAUCUGAAGGAUGAUUUCAACACAGCUCGAUGCAUUGGGGUCUUAAUCGAACUCUCAUCAGCAGUCAGUAAAUCAAUUAAUUCAACUACAGAAAAUGAACAGACCUUCGCUUCUAAUCUGGAUACCAUAGCUGCAGUUCGAAAUUUUGUAAAUUGCAACUUACAGAUGUUCGGAUUUGAAAUAGGCGAUGCAACACACAUAGAUGAUAAUAAUUUGGACUUAUCAUCUUUGUUGGAGGAUUUAGUGAAAACAAGAAGUGAUAUGCGACAACGAGCAAUGGAAACUAAGAACAAGGAGAUGUUUAGAGUAUGUGAUGAACUAAGAGACUGCUUGAAAAGAAAUGGCGUUGAGUUAAAAGAUCAUUAUCAAGGAAGUACGUGGAAUUUCACUAAAUAAACAAAUAUUUAGUUUAAUUU